UUAUGGUUCGUAAGCUCUCAUAUUCUAAUGAUAUAGGCAUAGCUUUCCAAGAUAAGAUCCAGAAGGAGACCCAGUAUGGAGUGUUUCAAAGACCGGUUGAGGCAGAUAUUUUGGUGAGGGGAUAUUCUGGUUGGAACACAAGGCGUGCCCUCGAAGUGAUAGAGAAACUUUUUCCCAAGGAACCAACAAUUGCUAGUUUCUUGCAGACAUGGUGUUCACUUCUCCUCUGAAGGGAGCGAUACACUGGUGGCAGAAAUACUUAAGAUUCUCAAGGAAGCUGAAUGGGAACCAUCUUUGCACUGGAAGGCUUUGCCUACUGAAUUUGCCGCAGACUCGCCCUACGACCUCGCUGCAUCAGAUGGGAAGAGCACUCUUGAACAUAUCAGAGUGGGUGUUCCACAGGGAGGACAAGUGGGACUAGAUCACUAGACCCUGCAACCCAUCAAUGGAAUGGUUUCAACUCAUUUAAGCUCAUUAUAUUCAUUCUGUACACAAGGAAACAUACCUUUGCAUAUUGCAUUGCCUCUUUCCUUUUAAUUAUCGCACGAGACUUCGAUGUGAGUGGCUUGAGUAGGGAGGCAGGUUAUCAGGCCAUGCCUGGGCUUCAAGGUUUGCUAACCAUUUUAUAUAAUUUCACAGUGGUCAUUAUUUGGUCAAGAAAGUCUAAUGGCUGCACUUUCACUUUGAAAUUGUUAUAAAUGUUUUUUUUU
Messenger RNA from Amborella trichopoda, 710 nucleotides. NCBI's taxonomy places the organism in Eukaryota, Viridiplantae, Streptophyta, Magnoliopsida, Amborellales, Amborellaceae. The record is from RefSeq and is a predicted model, not a curated record.